Mycena indigotica is the source of this 1971-nucleotide messenger RNA. RefSeq lists its product as uncharacterized. Bases 40 to 1971 code for a protein of 643 amino acids. The record is from RefSeq and is a predicted model, not a curated record. Lineage: Eukaryota; Fungi; Basidiomycota; Agaricomycetes; Agaricales; Mycenaceae. The transcript is spliced from 4 exons.
CGAAUUAACCCUCGCGUCAAGAUUGACCGAAAUCGGACCAUGGCUUCCACGACGACUGACCACGAACGCGACCGUGAACGCGACUCCAACUCGUUUCACGAGGGCUUCUCUCCCAAGCCGCUAGGAGUAAAAACAAUAUUCGAUGCCGACGACGACGUUGUGGUGGUAGGCUCGAGCUCAGAGAGAAGCCGUCAUUGGGAGCCAGAAAAGGAGCGUUACGCAGAACGAGGAAACGACCGCUACAACGAAUACACACGAGACCGAGACAGAGACCGAGACCGUGACCGCUCGCACCAACGGACCUAUGGAGGCCGACAGCGUAGCCAUCACAAACGCGAGAGGUCUCAAGAACGCAGACGACAUCGGAGCGAAGAGCGCGAUUAUAACGAACCCCGUUCGAAAAACUAUCAAGAGGCGAACGCUAAGCGCAGGCGCGUGGAUGAGGAGGCCGACGAAAUCAAUUUUCUUCCAAAGCGGGAGAGGUCUCCAGCGCCCCGGCCAAAUCUCAAAAGGAAAUCGCCCUCACCGGAAUUGGGUGAUGUGCCGCCUCGAACACAAGUGCCGGAACGCCGACAAAGUGGCCUGUUCGAUUUUACAAAGCGCGUCUUGAAAACCAUCGUGGGCAGCCCGACUUCAAUACCAACCCCAGCACAGACACCGUCCAAUACAUCUCAAGACAUUCUCGAAAAACUUUGUCAUACGGAAGUAGAGCUCAAGUUUACUCUGGACCUGCUGGAUGAAUCGACGCAAAAAUGCAAAGAGCAAGAAGGGGAGAUCAAUCACAUUGAGGCAGAUAGGAAGUCGCUGCAGAGAGAGGUGGACAGUCUCCAAGAACGGGUCAUCGCUCUGAGCGAAGAGAACGAAAGGCUGAAGAAAGAAAACUCGGAGUUCCAAUUGGGCUUGCAGAAGUCACGCUCCCGGGCUGCCGAGUUUGAAGAAUCAUUAGAAGAGCACGAACGACUCCUCGACCAGGCCCGUCAGCAUAUUGCUGACCAGCACCAGCAGUUUACGCAUCAAAGUUCCAAUUACGAACGAAGAGUCAACGAACUGAUCAGCGAGAAAGGCACUCUGCGUGCCCAGCUCAAGCAACAAGCCCGGGUCCCGCCCGCCGAGAAAACUAUGGACAUCUUCGACAACACUGCUGAUCAAGUCUCGGAAGCGUCCAUUAGGGGCGCAGUCGAGAGUUUGAACGACUCAAUCGACAAUUUGAUUCUCGGCCUCUUUGAGGUUGCUGAACAGCUCGUGAAAGAGCGGGACCCGGCGUAUGGCGUGCCCGCGACGAAACAGGACGUCGAGCUUCUUGCCGCUCUGGCGAGGUACUGCGAAAACGAAGACAAACGCGGGUUCAUCCUGGAAGCGCUCUGCCACGACUAUAUCGUCCAGCACAUGCAAGCGGCGCUCUUUGACGGGGACCCGGUUCCGCGCAUGACCGGGAGGGAAAAUAUGGAACGAAUCCUUGUCCAGGUAACACGCUCUGUUCCUUGGUCCGUUGCUCAGCGGUGGCGGGCGAUAACGGCAGAAUCCUUCUUCAAGGCAUUCAAUGCCAAGCAGCAGCACCAAUCCGUGUCGAAGAUAAAGGAUUCCAUGAUCGAGGUCUUCAGCUGGGCGUACCAGCAGCCCCCCGAGACUUUCCGCUGCGAUGCUUUCACGGCCCCUUUGGCUGCGUUGGACAAGCUUUUCCAGGAGGCGGAAAAACUCGCACUCUCUAUCCGCACUGACGUCCUUUCCGUGCGCAUGUCGGUUUUCUUACCGCGGCUUAACAGCAAGGAAGAAUAUGGGCCAUACAAUCCUGGGGCGAUGGAGGCUGUGUGGUCAGACAUGGGUAGUGUCGAGGGCGACAAAGUCCUCACCGUGUACCAUCUCGGUUUGCGCAAACAAACCCAGUCAGACCAGGGCGGCGCCUUCACCACCAUGAUCCGGCCCCAAGUAGCAACCAUGGCGUUAUUGCGCGAAAUGGAAAAGGACACAUAA